Molecule: messenger RNA, 1203 nt
Organism: Physella acuta
Lineage: Eukaryota; Metazoa; Mollusca; Gastropoda; Physidae
Product: GTPase IMAP family member 8-like
Molecular function (GO): GTP binding
Source: RefSeq, a predicted model, not a curated record
AAUGGAAUUUUUAUAUCCACACGAUAGAGGCCGUUUAAAAAUAUAAACAAUUUCUUCUGCCCAUCUAAUUUUAUAUUGUAUUUUGUAAAUGAUGCUGACUAUUGAUAAAGCACGCAAGCUGCCAAGAUGUCUAUUAUACCAUUGCUUGUACUAGUUGCAAUCUGUUUGACAUUUGCAUGCGGUGCUAACUCUUUUACAGGGGAAAAUAUGUAUACCUAUUCAAAAAGUAACAGCCCGUGUUAUAAAACCGAGAUGAACCUGUUGCUGGUUGGUGCGACUGGUGCUGGCAAAAGUUCCACGGGGAACUCUAUACUGGGCAAGAACGUCUUUGAAACAGCCUCUAACUCUGCACAGACAACCAAACAACUCCAGAUCGCGUCCGCGGAGAACGACGGAUACAAGUUCACUGUUGUCGAUACACCGAGUGAUUACGGCGCCGUACUCGAGCAGAACAGUUUGAGGGAGAUUUUAUUAAAAAACUCAUCAACAAGUUCUAAAUACUAUGAUGCUAUCUUGUACGUCAUAAGGUUUAAUAAUUUUAAUUCGGUAGAGGAUAAAAAAAACGUUGAAAUGUUAAAAAGGAUGUUUGGAGACAAAGUAAUGAGGGAAAAUACAAUUCUUGUAGCCACACAUCAUUUGAAAUGGUUGCAUGGUGAUGAAAGCGAACGUUCUCUUAUCGAUCGUUGGGACUUUUUUUUUUAUUACACUUUCAAAUACGUGCUAAAGGAUUGUGGGCGGAGAUUUAUUUUGUUUGACAACAAGCCUAAAAACAACGAAACGAUAAAGAAUCAAAUCAGAAGAUUGGCCGAAGAAGUCAAUGAAAUCAGAAAAACAUAUUCGAAACACAAUUUACGUUGGGGACUGGAAGAGACCGUGACAAAAAUUUGUAACGAGUUUAAAAACAUUUCAGCGGGCGACCCUCGGCGUUUGUAUUUGCUAGAGGGGCUAAAAAAUCGACUUUUAACCAAGAUUGAUUUUCUCUUGGAUAUAAUAACAAGGAAGCCGACAUUGGUACAAGUUCUGCGUGCAUCAAUCCAGUUGCUUGACGAAAUCAAUCGUGACAUUCUUGCAUUCAAUUUCCACAAGAACAAGGGACCUGAACCUAAACCUGGAUUCAUAGAACGUUUAGUAAGAUUCAAGAAUAAAGUGUGGUUUAUUUUAGGUUAUCCGUCCAAACCAAAAGACCAAUGCGAAGAAAUGUAG